Molecule: messenger RNA, 1215 nt
Organism: Pichia membranifaciens NRRL Y-2026
Lineage: Eukaryota; Fungi; Ascomycota; Pichiomycetes; Pichiales; Pichiaceae
Exons: 1
Coding region: 1-1215 (404 amino acids)
Source: RefSeq, a predicted model, not a curated record
AUGUUUUUCGUCGCACAACCAGAAUACUACAGACAGGCGCCACACGGAUUGGCGGACCUGAACGAGUUGUGCUUGCUGAACAACUUGCAGAGGCAAUAUGUCUACAGACAACAGCAACAGGAGAAGAGACAGGUCCAGAAGUUAAACCAACCGGAAGUCUUUUUGACGCAGGAUUUGGAAAACUAUUACGUUGUCUUAACCAAAAGGGUGAAUCGCAGCAAUUACGCCUACAUGCAUAGAUUCAACGGGUAUGCAUUGAAACAGGUUGAGAGAUCUCUAAUUGUGAGAUCCACCAGAGAUAAUUUUUACAGAAACAUCAACUUGCCAUCGAACAUCGAUCUCGACAGAGACAUCACUUACAAGAUCCUGGAUAACGGGUACAAGAUGGUUGUCACCAUUCCCAAGAGAGCGUCGUACCAGAUCAAGACCACUGCAUUUGGCUUCCCUGAUAUCCUUGACGGUCUAAGCCUAAAGCUUUUGCCUUCUACUGAUCGGUUGGUCAGGAAUGGCGCUGCCGUUGUGGGUGCGGAAAAGGCUAGAAAAGAUGACAGGGGUGAAAAAGUUGGUAGGGGCUCGGAGUCUUGCGGGAUCAGGAUACCAAUCAGCGAUGAUUGUAUAAAUACUGACAAUUGUCUUCUUCUACCAAGGCAACACGAGGAAGUUGACGAGGGCGAUGAGGUAGAUGAUUUUGAUGAGCACGCUGACCAGAACAAACAGCAUCUAUUAACUGAUACCACUAGACAGAAUGCUUCCCCUCACUUUACUUUGCGCCAAGUUGGUGGAGAAGGGGGUAAAGCAAUUGAAGGAGAAGUUGGAUACGAAAGAGAGGGAGCAGGAGAUAGAACGCUUCAGAGAGCAGAGCCUGAAGAAAAAAGAGCUGUUGAGGAGCACAAAGCCUCUGCCACCGCAAGAGUACCAGGACCGGUAUCUUCGGCAUCAGAUGUAUCUGACUCCGGCGUCAUCGGAGGAGAGUCUUGUGAGUCUCAGCUCGGAAGAGACGUUCGGACUUCGGAAAGGUCAUCGCCAGACUUUUUGAAGAACUACACGACUUUGCAGCGGAAGACUGUGUUCCUACCGAACACGACUACCGAGAUGGAGGUUGAUUCCGAAGGGGAAGGCGAAGGGGAAGGCGAAGAGGAAGCGCCUGUUCCAGUCCCUGUUCGGAGAACAAUGAGUCCCACCCUUGAAGAAGUUGUUGACGAGGAGUUUUUGUGA